Notothenia coriiceps (black rockcod) is the source of this 3174-nucleotide messenger RNA. RefSeq names its product multiple epidermal growth factor-like domains protein 8. The record is from RefSeq and is a predicted model, not a curated record. NCBI's taxonomy places the organism in Eukaryota, Metazoa, Chordata, Actinopteri, Perciformes, Nototheniidae. The coding region runs from base 1 to 1785 and encodes 594 amino acids. The transcript is spliced from 4 exons.
AUGUCUCGUUCCAGCAGCCAUUCCUCAUCAGGUCUCCCUGGUUCCCCAACACCUGACGAGGACCUCGUUGACGUCCGAGCCAGUCUGACUCUCGCAUUAAGGGUCUUCCCCAAGGGCCCUCACUGGACUUGCCACACCUGCCGACUGGGAAUCGAACCCCAGUGUCAGUGUAACGGCCAUGCAGACACGUGUAAUGAACACGAUGGUACAGGAUGCCCCUGCCAAAACAACACCGAGACCCCCUCCUGCCUCAACAACGCUCAGAGUGACCGCAAAGACUGCUACAAGCAACAGUGUGCCAAGUGCAAAGACUCCUUCAACGGCACCCCAGUGAACGGGCGUCAGUGCUACCGUCAGUUCAACGUGGACACAGAGUGCUGCUUCGACCCCACGUCCCAGACCAACUGCUUCCAUGACCCCACCAUCCGCAACCUGCCCAGAGGCCGGACCGUCUUUUUCUCCGCGCAGCCAAAGUUCACCAAUGUGGACAUCCGGGUUACCAUCGAUGUUACCUUUGGGGAGGUGGAGGUGUACGUGUCCAACUCUCCUGACAUCUUCAUCGUGGACGUAGACAGAUCCACGGGGAUUCACACCAUCAAGAUCGAGGAGGAUCCAGCGACUCGAGGCACAGCGACUGGCGUAGAUAAGGAUUCACCUCCGUCCCCUAUAAAGGUGUUUGCCAAUGCCUCGUCCAGUCUCUUGGGUCCCUUGCUCUCCCACAAUCCACUUCAGUUGCAAGCAAAACCCCCAGGGGCGGAGAAAGAGAUGACAGAGGAGCGCGCUGAAGGACUCAUCAGCUACAUCACGGUGUGGAAACCUCAGACGGUGCUGAUAGUCCGCGGUGUUCGAGAUCGCGUGGUCAUCACCUUCCCUCACGAGGUGCACUCCCUGAAGUCCAGCCGCUUCUACAUCGCUCUGAGAGGGCUGGGAACUGAGCAGAGGCAGGGGGAGUCGCAGGGUCUGCUGUUUCUGCGACAGGACCAAGCCCACAUCGACCUGUUCGUCUUCUUCUCUGUUUUCUUCUCCUGCUUCUUCCUCUUCCUGUCCGUCUGCGUCCUCCUGUGGAAGGUGAAGCAGUUCCUGGACUUCCGGCGGGAGCAGCGCCGACACAUCCAGGAGAUGACCAAGAUGGCGUCGAGGCCCUUCGCUAAACUCACCAUUUACCUGGAGCCGGAGGAGCCUCAGCUCAUCUACCUGCCGUCAGCGGGCGGGGGGGGCAGCACUGUGUCGCUCGCUCACGCCCGCACAAGCAAGCUAGGAGGUGUGGUGGUGGGUCAGAGGGGCCGGGCGGGGGGUGUCUCCUACAAACACGACCCGGGCUCCGGACCCACGGCCCACCACCACCAUCAUCUCACCCUGGGUGGAGGGGGCAACGGUGGGCAGCACCUUCCGCUUCACUACCUGAACACCCACCACUAUGCCAGCACCACGUCUGGCACCCCCGCCUCACAACAUCACCACCCAUCCACGUACAGCGGCUACCAGAACUUUUGCCGCUCCGACCCCUUCCUCUCUCAGCUCAUGGGCUUUUCUUACUCCACCUUUAAGGUCGGGCCCAUCACCCUGGAGCCCACGGACGACGGCAUGGCCGGGGUGGCCACCGUCCUCUUCCAGCUGCCCGGGGGGGUCCUGGCUCCCAAUCGGGCCUGCCUGGGCUCUGCACUGGUUACUCUGCGUCAGAACCUGCAAGAAUACUGUGGCCAUGGCAACGGAGGGGGUCACCCGGGGGGAGGGGGGCGCAAGGGUCUGCUCGGGCAUCAACACCUCACCACUAUGGCUAUGUAGGGAAGCAACAAUAUAAGAUAAGGUGUAAAAGAGAGGGGAUGAAUUGAAUUUGUUUGAAAGCUGAAAGUGCUUCACAUGACCAUGCCAGCUGUCUCUACAAUGCACUACAACUGCUUCAUGCUUCAACAACACAUCCUGUCUAUGAGCUGUGAGCACACUCGGUCUCAUACACAGACUGAAGCCGGACUGAGGACAAAACUCUUCUCACUGACAAAGAGAGGUGUUAAAAAUACUCUCUUUGGAACCAACAUGUGCUUUAUACCCCAGAAAGUGACAAUCAAAAUUGCCGUUGAGAACAAAAAGACUUUGGUUAGACGUAAUGUGCAAGAUUGUGAUUGUCGCUUGUGAGAUGUUUUUUAUAUCACAGUCGAUAUGAGUGAUUUUAUACUGUAGCUCAGUAUAUGGCAGGCUUCGAGGCUACGUGUUUAUGUUACACAGAAUCCUGAGUAUGUGCAUAUUCAGUCACCUGUUACACUUUAAUUUGUGUUUCUUCUCAUCUGCCUUCACUUAUUGCCUUGUCUGCGAGUCAAACGGCUUACACUUAAUAACACAUUUGGUUUUAUGACUCGAAAAAAUAAUGAAGGAUGAUGUUUUCCUAUUAAUAUAAUAGUAAAAUAAUUGAGAAAUCCAACAUAAUUCGUCCAUGAAAAGAAGAAAGUAUGUGUCCUUUGGAAACAUUUGGUUACAUUUUGUUGACAUGAAAUGUAUGUUGGUGUUUGGCUCGUUUUGCUGGACUGCUUUUUUCAGGCACCUUGUCUGCUUAAAUGAUUGUAAUAAUAACCAAUCAAUUUGAUUUAAAAAAAGAAAAGAAAUUUGAUGUAUACAAAAGAAAAAGUAUGGAAAAUGUUACUUUAUCGAAAUGAACGCAACGGAAUGAAUUCUCCUGGUGAGAGAUUUUGAGAAGACGUGAAAGCUUUUUUAUUUGUGAUGAGACUGAAUUACUUGUUCACUUGUUGGUGUCAAGGUUAGUUUUUUUUUUUUGUGUUUCCUCUCUGGUUUCCUUUUUGCACUGCAUGGAGGCAAUGAGCCCCAUUAUUCACGAGAAACACUAAGAGAUGUCGUCCAGCCUCAGAUGGCACACGAGUCAUGAAUGAACUAAGAAUGAUGCUACUGGCUUAUUAUCGACUGAACAAAAUCAUGAACUGUAUACUCACAGCAAAAGCUUCAAAUACAUACUGUCCCUAUUUAUAACAGCCCUCCACCAUUAUGCAUUAAUACUGUUUUUUUUUGUCUUGUAUCUUUGUCUAUGUUCUUUUUUUAACAUAUUUUGUACAUACAUUUUGUUGUGUUUGUUUUUUUGUUUUCAAAAAAGGGAACAGUGCUGUACAGAAUAUAAUGCGUCAAGAUUCUCUGUCCUGAGUCGGCUUGAAUAAAGUCUGUGAAACAUGA